Messenger RNA from Centropristis striata (black sea bass), 8441 nucleotides. It is a transcript of the gene arhgap23a, whose product is annotated as Rho GTPase activating protein 23a. Lineage: Eukaryota; Metazoa; Chordata; Actinopteri; Perciformes; Serranidae. The transcript has 24 exons. The record is from RefSeq and is a predicted model, not a curated record. Gene Ontology annotation, molecular function: protein binding. The coding region runs from base 425 to 5923 and encodes 1832 amino acids. Gene Ontology annotation, biological process: signal transduction.
UUUUGGGGGUGGACAGAGUGGCUUUGUAUGCAGAACAUCACCGGACACCAACGGGAGGGACGCUGUCAGUUGUUCUCUGUGUGUCUGUAGUGAAACCAGACCUACCUCUGAUCCCCGCCACACACUCCUCCAUCUGCUGCCUUCUGCCUCCUCUGGACUCCUCCUGAGUGUGUGUGAGACUCUUCGGAGAGCUGAUUCCCGGAGGUUCAGGAGGCUGUGAUGUGGAACUUGUGGGAUUAAAACUUUCGGCGGUGACAGCGAUGGAUUGGAGCCAGGAGACGGAGAGUUCAGACUCUUGAUUUACUGGAGGAUCCCAGAGGAGGAUUUGCAAGCUCCACUUCAACCAGCCCACUUCUCUUCAGGUCACCUUCUGUGUCUCUGCGUCUGAACGUCGUUCGGCUUGUGUCGAGUGUGUGAGCGGCCCAUGCGGGCGGUAAGGGAUGCGGAUCUGAGAAAACUCCAAGCCCCGAUGCCCGCUGCUAUGCUCCCGUGCCCUGCGCCGGCCGGGUCCGACUGGAGCUUCCAGAACCCGGUGGGGGUGGACUGCAGCUCCCCUGAACCUCGCUGCAUCUGGCUGGCGGUGCUCCGCAGUGCCACGGGGUCAUCGCCGCCGACCAUGCCCACCGGGCACAGCCAGAGCUCACAGCAGCCCCGGGGUAAGGGGCGGAGGGAUGGUCUCUCCUCAGCCGGUGACAACCCUCGGCCGCCGAUGGCGACCCGGCCGGGGAGGGAGGGGACCGGCGUGGGCUGGAAGGGUCCCCGGACGCUGGUCCUCCACAAGAACUCCCAGGGUUUUGGUUUCACGCUUCGCCACUUCAUUGUUUACCCCCCAGAGUCCGCCCUGCACACCAACCUCAAGGAUGAGGAGAACGGUAACGGAAAGGGGUAUCAGAAAGGCCGUCUGGAGCCGAUGGACACCAUAUUUGUGAAGAGUGUGAGAGAGAAAGGUCCAGCCCACCAGGCAGGCUUGUGCACAGGGGAUCGGCUGGUAAAAGUGAACGGAGAGAGUGUUUUAGGGAAAACGUACUCGCAGGUGAUAGCGCUCAUUCAGAACAGUGAAAGUGUGUUGGAGCUCUCCAUUAUGCCAAAAGAUGAAGACGUGCUUCAGUUGGCGUACUCCCAGGAUGCCUACCUGACAGGCAACGAGCCCUACUCAGGGGGAGCUGAGUACCUCCCGCCGCCGCCUCCCCUCUGCUACCCGCACACCAAGGCCACGCCCUCCGCUGGAGCUCCUCCGUCUGGCUCCAUGGGCCAGAACCAGCUGGAUAACUGGAGUCGCUGGCCAGGCUCUUCCAGCCCCUCGUCACCCCUGGACAACCGCUCCGCAGUGUGCAGCCCCGCCAGCUGGCAGGAAGGCCGUGCAGGAGAGCCGGGCGGCGUGGGUCACAGCAGCCCCGCUCACCGCACAGAGGAGAUCCAGUACGGUAUGACCAGCCAGCAGCCUCAGGGCCAGAUCAGGGGGCGCUCCUACUCUUCCUCUUCCUCAUCAGGAGGCCCUUUGUCCAGUCCACUGCAAGUCCACUACCCCAACCACCACGCUGCCAGCUCCUCUCAGGUUCAGCCACGCAAGGCCAGCUCAGUCUGGACCAGCCCCCCCCUGCCCAAGGUCAGCCACGGCCGCACCGAGCGAUGCCAGCAGGCACUCUCUGACUGGUACUACAACCAGCUGCCUGAGCGCUCAGGACGCAGUAUGCAGACCCGCCAUCGCAGCUACUCUCAGGACCGGCUCAGUGACUCAAGGAGGCAGCAGCAGCGGACAGGUGGCUGGCCGCACAGCGCCUCGCAAGACACUCUGCUCUUACUGCAGCAGUCCGGACCAGGACCCCACGGAGAGCCCUACUGGUCCUAUGGAGACUGGGAAGGGGGCCCAGGUAGAGGCCAGCCUAACACCAACUACACCCGAACACGCUCUGAGAACCUGCUGGCCCAGUACGACCGCCACGGCCGCUCGUUAGAGAUGCUGGACCGAGCGGCGGCCGGGCUGGUCUCGCCUCGGUCCGAGAGGCCGGCAUGGUUCCAGCAGGCUCCCCAGCCGCCCCCCAGGACUGACGCCCACGCCAGGCAGGGGAGCCAUUACAAUGCAGCACAAGCGCCUCGACAUGCACAGUCACAUCCCAAACAGCACCCCCAGACCCACAGCCAGGUCCAGCCUCAGCCCCAGCAGGCGGCCCCCCAGAGCCGGCGGCUCCCCCCCGGGCAGAGCAUGGACGACCAGCCGGUGGGCUACCGCAGCUACAGCCCGUCUUUUUAUCGCAAGACGGGGCGCAUCAUGCAGCAGGCCCACUCUUUCAGGGACCCUUCAUACUCUGGCCCUCACAUGAACUGGAACCUGACGCCUAAAACCAGCCCCCCGGAGGGCACGACGGCGCCCCUCACCUCCUCUGCCUCGUCCCCUCUCGCCUCCGCCACUCCAGAAUCCCAGGACAGAGCGUACAGGCCCACAAACCACGAGAGGGAACGAGGGUCAGUGGAGGGGCAGGCGGAGGCGGUGGCACAGACCCAGGAAGUGGUGCUGAGGCAGAAACCUCCCACUGGGCGGAGGAACGCCCACGGCAUGCGCCACCCCCACUACGCGCUGCCCAUCGACGGGCUAGAACCCUCUUUGUUUUCCCCAGAUCCCCAGGACGCAGCUCCCGCCGCCGGUUCCACGGGAGAUGUAGCGCCACGGAAGCCAAACGGCAACCUGGCCCCCCUCCCCAUCGAGGAUGACUCGCUGGCCUCCAUCCCCUUCAUCGAUGAGCCGACCAGCCCAGGUGCUGAUUUACGCGCACGCCACGUGCCGGCGUCCUCCGUGGUUUCCAGUGGCAUGAACUCGGCGCCCGCCGUGGUCACCAGCCCCGCCUCCCCCACCUUCACCUUCCCCCUCACUAGGCUCUUCUCACACGACUGCAGCAGUAUUAAAUCCGGUCGCCGUUCCUCCUAUCUUCUAGCCAUCACCACCGAGCGAUCCAAGUCGUGUGAUGAGGGACUGAACACGUUCAGGGAGGAAGGACGGGUCUUCUCGAGGCUACCAAAGAGAGUGAAGAGCUUCUUCACAGAUGGGUCUCUGGACAACCUUGGGACCGCAGAGGAGGUUCGAUCAAAACGCCACUCCACCUCCGAGCUGGGAAACAUCACGUACAGCGACGUACGGCGGGAAGGAUGGCUGCACUUCAAACAGAUCCUCACAGAGAAGGGCAAGAAGGUGGGCAGCGGGAUGCGGCCGUGGAAGCGAGUCUUUUCCGUGUUUCGCUCCCAUUCAUUGUUUCUCUACAAGGACAAGAGGGAGGCGGUGCUCCGUGGGGCGACCAUCGGAGGGGGGGCGGAGGACGAGCAGCCAAUCAGCAUCCGGGGCUGCCUGGUGGACAUCGCGUACAGCGAGACCAAGCGGAAACACGCUCUGCGGCUGACCACGCAGGACUUCUGCGAGUACCUGCUGCAGGCGGAGGACCGGGAGGACAUGCUGGACUGGAUCAAGGUCAUCAGGGAGAACAGCAAGACGGACAGCGAGGAACUCGGCUUCUCCAGACAGGCCCUCAUCAAUAAGAAGCUGAACGACUACAGGAAACAGAGCCCGACAGGCAGCAAACCAGACUCGUCUCCCAGGCUGCCCCGCAUGAGGCCUCCCUUCCUGCUCACCAAGGGGGAGAACGCAGCGGGGGCGCCACGGUCCCCCAAACCAGAGGGCAAAGAUGAGAGCGGCCCUCCGAAGUCCCCGUGGGGAAUCAACAUCAUGAAGAAGACCAAGAAGGCCGGGCCGAAAGCCUUCGGGGUGAGGCUGGAGGAUUGUCAGCCAGGGGUCAAUAACAAGUUCAUCCCGCUGAUUGUAGAGAUCUGCUGCGGCCUGGUGGAGGACAUGGGUCUGGAGUACACAGGGAUCUACAGAGUCCCCGGGAACAACGCCAUGGUGUCAAUGCUGCAGGAUCAGCUCAACAAGGGCGUCGACAUCAACCCUGCAGAGGAGAAGUGGCAGGACCUCAACGUCGUCAGCAGUUUACUCAAAUCUUUCUUCAGGAAACUUCCAGAGCCGCUUUUCACCAACGACAAAUACAACGACUUCAUCGAUGCCAACAGGAUGGAAAGCGCGUCGGAGAGAUUAAAAACCAUGAACAAACUGAUACGAGACCUCCCAGAUUAUUACUACCACACUUUGAAGUUCCUGGUCGUUCACCUGAAGACUGUUGCCGACAACUCGGAUAAAAACAAGAUGGAGCCCCGUAACUUGGCCCUGGUUUUUGGACCGACUCUGGUUCGGACGUCUGAGGACAACAUGAAAGACAUGGUCACACACAUGCCUGACCGCUACAAGAUAGUCGAGACGCUCAUCCAACACUGCAACUGGUUUUUCACUGAAGAGCAAGACAUGGAUGAAAAGACGCCGGUGGACACGGAGGACGUGCAGCCCGCCCCCAACAUCGACCACCUGCUGUCCAACAUCGGCAGGACGGCUCUGCUCGGGGAGGCCUCAGACUCAACCAACAGUGACUCAGCUAAAUCAAAGGGGUCGUGGGGGUCAAAGAAGGACCUCACGCCAAAGGACUUCCUGACUCUGUCCAUCAUGUCAGCUGUUACGGGCCGCAAACGCAGGAAGCGCCACAACGCCCGCCGGGUGGGCAGCAGCACCGACGACGACUCAGAGCACGAGCCAAUCAAAGCUGGACAUUUAGGGGCAGAGGAGGAAGAGGAGGCAGAGUCACCCGUGGGAGACACUGCUCCUCGUGCAGAGGGAGAGGAGGACGACGACGAGGAAGAAGAGGAAGAGGAGGAGGAAGAGGAAGACGAGGAAGUUGUAGAAAGCGGUGCAAAAGAGGAGGUAGAAGAAGAGGUGGCGGCAGUUAUUCCCAGCCGGCCGAGCGGUAAAGAGGAAGAGGAGGCAGGUGAGAGGCAGGCAGCCAUGUUGUUGCAGGAGGAGGAGGCGCGGGCGGAGGUGAAGGGCCCGCAGUGGAGGGCUCCGGAGGACGCUCGCUCUAUUGUGUCCGGUUACUCCACCCUCUCCACGUUGGGGCGCAGCCUGGGCUCAGAGGGGAGGGGGGACGACGCUGACGACGAGCACAGCGAGCUGGUGAGUGAGACGGACAACGAGAGCGGCUUCGCCUCGCGCUCCCUCACCCAGGAGAGACCCGACAAACACCCCACGUCACCAGGGAACACACAGCCGGGAGCGGCCCCGCGCAGCUUCCUCUACACACACUACAAACCCCCCGUCCUGUCGCCCACCAACCUGCUGGCCCCGCCCACAGAGCUCACGCCCGACUCUGCGGACAGGAGUGAAGGAGGGGCGCGCUCCACCACGCCCUCCUCCUCCUCCUUCUCCUCCUCCUCCACCCAGCACAGGCUGCAUUCACGGCCUUCCUUCAACUCCCACAAGCUGAUCCAAUGCGACACUCUGGCCAGGAAGAAGCUGAAGUCGGAGAAGGGCAAAGCUCGCUCCCUGGACCUGCUGGAGUUGUCCGGGGCCGCCGCUGACAGCGACCGGGCCGGUUCUGGCUCCGAUGGUGCACCCAGAGUGAGGAGAGAGACCUCCAGAACCAACCCCUCCUCAGGCAGCAGCCAGGAGAGCCUGCGCCUGGGCCGGCCCAAGCCCUCUCUGCCCCCCAGCGAGGCGGCCUCCUUCACCCCGACUGGCCCCGGCGGCAGGUCUCUGGCGGACCAGGUGCGUGCUCGCCUGCUGGGCUCGGCUGACGACCUGCGCAGCGUGGGACUGCGGAAACCGCUGUCGCCAGAAACGCGGAGGAAGAGGCGGGCCUGGCGCAGACACACCGUGGUGGCCUCCCCAACCGAGGUCUCCGACAAGAGACCCCCACUGACUGUCACAGAGUUCCCCCUGUCUCCUAACGCUCAGAACCAGGUCAAAACACCAGGGCUGCCUCGGGACGCAGACGUGCUCGACCAAGGACCGACGCCACGUCAAGCACCCACUUCUAGAUUCCACCAGUACCUGUGAGCCCUGCCAGCUGACCCCACACUUCACUCCAAGAAAAAGAGGCUCCUGUAGGGGGGUCCGGGCUGAGCCGCUGCAGGUCAGUAGACCAGCAGCAGCGUAAACAGGGUCAUGGUUAGUUGCCAGGUGCAACACAGUGUACCAGUGACCAGGUCUUUCAGAGCCCCCCUUUUUCUUUUUGAUAAGCUCCAUUUGCAUGGCAAGGGGCAUUCCAGUGUUGCCAAAGCUUUUUUUUCCUAUAUGUGUGCUUUUAUAGAAAUAAUACAGAGACACAAACAGACCUCACCACAAUAAAUGUUACAGCCAAGAAUUUGCAUCCUUCACAUCUUUCUGCUCACACACGGCAUAAAUUAAAGGGUUAAAUCCCUUCAAGUGACCAGAGCUGGAUGCUGAAACGUCCCUCUGGUUCUUGAGUGAAUGGUGCUUCUCAUAAAAGUGGAGUUUAACAGUAAAAUAUUACAAAAUUUCUCUAAAACCUUCAAACUUCAGUGAGCCAGAAGAGACAGUCACACACACUUAAACCUAUUGGUCAGUUUAAAACCAUUUCAAGAGGGAUUUCAGCUGAUUUUGUCAUAUCAGUCUUCCUAACCUGCAGACCAUUGACACUGUAAAACUCUUAAUUUACACUCCAAAAACAAAUCGCUUUGAAACACACAAAACACAGUGGUGUCUCUCUACAUGUUAAUAAUGUUUAUGUGUGUUUGCGCAACAAUAUUUGUGACCAUGUCCGAGCGUGCAGGUGUUUGUGUUGAACAAUUUUUUGUAACAUUUGUACAAAGCCUUGUUAAGUUAACCUUGUAAAUAUAAAUAUUAUGUUAUCAUAUUUGUUUUUACUUUUUUUAGUUCAAUUUUUUAUGGUUUACAAAAAGUGCGUACAAAGUGCACAGUCAUUUCUUUCAAGAUGUUACUUGAAAUGUUUCCCUUAAUAUAUUCAUUUUUUUGUUUUAUAUUCAAUAUAUAUAUUAUAUAUAUUUUGUAUUAAAGUAAAAAAAAAAGUACUUUUAUUGUGAUUUCACCUCUUGGGUGUACCUGUUCACAGGAGACAAGAUAAACAUGACUAAACCUGUUCCUUAUUUCCUCAUAGAUGGCCUUUCUCUCUGAUUCUCAGCACUGUGCAGAAAACCUUUAUCUCUCGAGUCUUAUGGAUACGUUUCUCUGGUGAAUUUACUUCCAACAAUGUUGCAUCACACAAAACGAUCUAGCAACUACAUGUAGCAAGAGAAGAAAUUUGGUAAUUAUUACAUUAUAUUAGGCAGUUUGCAGGCAGCUCAGCACCACAGUGUGAUGGCUGACCUCAUUUGUUUUGUUGUUCAUGUCUGGGAUUACGGAGCGUUGCCUCCACAGAUCUGCUCAUAUUUACUGAGCUCAAAACAAAGUAUGUUUUUCUUGUAAAAAAGAAGCCUCACAGACUGUUAAAAAUGUCUCGUAGCGUGUACAAACAGCUACAUUUCCACCUCCGUUUGGCGGUGAUCUUUUGUGUUUUCAUCACAUCCCCUCUGAGGGUUCAUCCGUCUGCACGUUUAUUACCUUGGGGUUACACAAGGAGGAGUUUUCCAUAAGGUCAGGCUCUAAUAAAUCCUCCCUCACUGGGGAAACGGUACAUUAGAGGAAUACAGAAUGAAUCUAUUGUUGUCAUCUUGAUUUUUUUUACCAUCACAAAAUCAAACAAACAGGAGGUGCAACUUCCAAAAGUCAUGCAGCUUGUUUCCAUCUGACCAAAUAACCCAGUGAAAAAUAAUAAUAAUAAUGAUAAUAAUAAAUAAGUUAUAGUGUUGUCUUACCUCAAGAUUUUUUCUACAAGUGCCUGAUUUGUGGAAUGUGUUUUUGUUCUGCAGUGCCAUGGUCGGUUCUUAUCUUUCCGUUUCCUUUUGUUGUUUCUGGGUCUCCGCCCUCCUCUCCUGUGGUUGAUGGUAUAAAAACUAAAGGCACUGACCCAAAGAUGUGUAUAUUUCAUACAAGUGGUCUAACUGAGAGGCUGUAAAUGAGAAAAAAUAAAAUAAAAAGCACACUUCAAGCCAAGGACACGUCUAUGCACUCUCUUUGCCUUUAACACAGGCAUUAACAGCUAUUAGCGACGCUGCUAAAAGGGAAGAGGCAUAGUACUCUCUCAGCUGCUUUUCAUCUCUCUGCCUAGUGAUCCACAGUGUGUGAAUAUGGUACACCUAACAAACCCUACCCUAAGCCAACAUUAGGUCAUGUCAGACAACAUCCAAUUUCUUACAGAUGAAAAAACAGCCAUCAUCAAAAAGGAAACUCCAGUUGGUGUGUGUUGUCUGAAAUGUGAUUUUUACCUAAUGUCAUUGUUGUAUUUUAAAAAAAAUCUUUUUGUAUAUACUAUCUUAAUAUGUAACAUAUUGUAUUGUGUACAUUUGGAAUUGCUUUUUUGAGUAGAACUAAUAUGAAAAAUGACUGGACUUAAAAAAGAAAAAAAGGUUGUCCGCCUGAAACCAUUUCCCUCAUGGCUGUGUGCUUUAAAGCAAGGUUAUAUGAUGUAAAUAAACAGAACUAUGUUUAAAGAAAA